GGAACGUGGUCGGACCUAAAUUACCGGUCUUUGCGAUGUGUGGAAUAUUUUGCUACAUCUGCACUAAUAACAGCUCGACUGAGGCUGAAGAAACGCUCGAGUCAUGUAGAAACUUUCUCAAAAACCGUGGACCCAACUAUGAGGCUACAUUGUGGUAUGAUUCGAUGGUGCUAUUUUAUGGAUCGGUGCUAUGGCAUCAGGGAGCAACGUUAUCCCAACAACCGAUGGAAAGUGAUCAAACGGUGCUGACAUUCAAUGGCGAUAUCUUCCAGAAGCGAGAAGAUAUGAGCCGGAGCGACACGAUGUGGCUGCUGGAAAGAAUUGAAGCUUGUGGGGGCGAUACAGAUCUUUUUAACCUUUUCGCUAGCUUGCGUGGUCCGUUUAGUGUUAUUUUUCUCAGGAAGGAAGUAAACAGAAUUUACUUUGCCCGUGACGCUGUUGGAAGAAACAGUUUGCUCAUCGGAAGGGACCGCGAUGGAAACACUUUCAUUUCGAGUGUUGGGGGGAACGUUGGAUCCAAUGUCGUUCACGAACUUCCCCCCUAUGGUCUAUACUUUAUUGAUUUAGAGUGCGUGAAAGAAUCUAAUUCGGUUACUUUGCUACCGUGGGUAGAUGAUUGUACGCAGCUAGAGCAGAUCAAUCCAUUAACAAUCCAACUAGCAGUCCAAUUAAAAAUCCCACAGGAUCCAAACAUUACACCGUACAAUUUUAAUUUUCACACCGCAUUAGAAAACGAAACCCUUUUGGGUGGAGACAUUUUCGACAGUCUGUUGAAAAACCCAGAGAUAAGCAAUGUUUGCAAUCAUCUUGUUGGUACUUUACGCAAUGCAGUUGAGGAGCGUAUCACCAACACCAUACAAUACUGCAAACUGUGUUUAGAACGGCAAUCAGAAUGUAUUCAUCCAAAGGUUGGAAUUUUAUUUUCGGGUGGAAUAGAUUGUACGAUUCUAGCUCUUUUAGCAGAUGAAUUCGUGCCAGCGAACUGUCCGAUUGAUUUGAUGAAUGUAGCCUUUGAAAAAGUAAACCGUACGAAAGUAAUGCCAGCUCAAACAGAAUGGAACGUACCGGAUAGAUUGACAGGGUGGGCAUCGCUGGACGAGUUGCGCCGUUUAAGGCCUAAUCGUACUUGGAAUUUUGUAGAGAUUAAUGUUUCUCGAUGCGAACUAAAUGAGAAAAGAAAAAUCAUUUCUCAGCUCGUGUUUCCUCUACUAAAUGUUUUGGACGAAUCGUUGGGUGCUGCACUUUGGUUCGCUUCUAAUGGAGUUGGGCAGUUAAAUGAACAAACUUAUGCCAGUACCUGUCGAGUACUGCUCUUAGGUUCCGGAGCGGAUGAACUAUUUGGUGGGUACACUAGACACAAAACAGCAUUCGAACGAAAUUUUGGUGGAUGUAGUGAAAAUCGUUCAUCGGAGCAUAGGUCACUCGCGUACCAGAAAGCAUAUGAAGCGCUGGAGGAAGAAUUGAAAUUAGAUUGGAAGCGCUUGCCAAGUAGAAAUUUAGCACGUGAUGACAGAGUAAUCAGUGACAAUGGUGUAACACCUAGAACUCCUUAUCUGCAAGAAGAUUUCAUCGCGUUGGUACGUUCCUUGAAAGCUUCUCAACGAUGUUAUCAUCCACUGGGACCCGGGAUUGGCGACAAGCUUUUACUACGCAUAUGUGCCCAUAAACUAGGGCUUACAGAAGCAUGCAUGCUAAGAAAACGUGCUUUACAGUUCGGUUCCAGGAUAGCAGAUCGAAAACAAAAGGCAUCCGACCGUUCAACGUACCUGCAAGAUUAAUAUUUAA
This is a messenger RNA of Anopheles moucheti, 1785 nucleotides long. RefSeq names its product asparagine synthetase domain-containing protein CG17486. Lineage: Eukaryota; Metazoa; Arthropoda; Insecta; Diptera; Culicidae. The transcript is spliced from 6 exons. Bases 36 to 1778 code for a protein of 580 amino acids. Gene Ontology annotation, molecular function: asparagine synthase (glutamine-hydrolyzing) activity. The record is from RefSeq and is a predicted model, not a curated record.